This is a messenger RNA of Acanthopagrus latus (yellowfin seabream), 9495 nucleotides long. RefSeq names its product laminin, alpha 1 (gene lama1). Bases 136 to 9354 code for a protein of 3072 amino acids. Gene Ontology annotation, biological process: regulation of embryonic development; regulation of cell migration; blood vessel morphogenesis. Gene Ontology annotation, cellular component: basement membrane. The transcript is spliced from 64 exons. Lineage: Eukaryota; Metazoa; Chordata; Actinopteri; Spariformes; Sparidae. Gene Ontology annotation, molecular function: extracellular matrix structural constituent; signaling receptor binding. The record is from RefSeq and is a predicted model, not a curated record.
GUUUGUGCCAACAGAGACUCUGCAGCAACACAUUCCUCCUCUCCACAUUUACUCUCACACAGGGAACCGGUCUGAGUCCAGUUAGUCCCAGUCCAGGUCCAGGUCCAUUCAGCUCCUCAGCCGCUGGUCGCAGACAUGAAGCUGUUGCUGCUGAUGUUGCUGAUUGAACGAGCUGCAGCUCAGCAGAGAGGUCUGUUCCCUGCCAUCUUGAAUUUGGCAAGUAAUGCAGUGAUCAGCACUAACGCAACGUGUGGAGAUCCAGAACCGGAAGUUUACUGUAAGUUGGUCGAACACGUUCCAGGACGACGGAUCAAGAAUCCACACUGCCCAAAAUGUGAUGCCAACUCUGUCCUGUCUAAAGAACGUCAUCCAAUCACCAACGCCAUCGAUGGGACCAAUCAGUGGUGGCAAAGUCCGAGUAUCAAGAACGGACGGCAGUUUCACUGGAUCACCAUCACACUGGAUCUCAAACAGAUUUUUCAGGUAGCUUACAUCAUCAUCAAGGCAGCUAACUCUCCUCGGCCAGGUAACUGGAUCCUUGAGCGCUCACUGGACGGUGUGACCUUUGCCCCCUGGCAGUUUUACGCCAUUAGUGACUCCGAGUGUUUGUCCCAUUACAACGUGGCGCCGCGACUCGGCCCGCCGACCUACAAGAACGACACAGAGGUCAUCUGCACAUCUUACUACUCCAGACUGAACCCUCUGGAACAUGGAGAGAUCCACACUUCUCUGAUUAACGGUCGACCAGGAGCCGAUGAUUUGACCUCUGAACUUCUGAACUUCACAUCAGCUCGUUACAUCAGACUGAGGCUUCAGCGAAUCAGAACACUCAAUGCUGACCUGAUGACGCUGAGCGCCUGGGACCCCCGGGACAUUGACCCCAUCGUCACCCGGAGGUAUUAUUACUCCAUCAAAGACAUCUCUGUGGGUGGGAUGUGUAUCUGCUACGGCCACGCUCAGAGCUGCCCACUGGACCCUGUUACCAAGAAGCUGCAAUGUGUGUGUGAACACAACACCUGUGGAGAGAGCUGUAAUGACUGUUGCCCUGGUUAUCACCAGCAACCAUGGCAACCAGGUACCAUCUCCGAGGGAAACACCUGUGAAAAGUGUAACUGUCACAAAAAAGCAUUCGACUGUUUCUACAAUCAGACCGUCGCCGAACUCUCUUUGAGCUUAAACACUCAUGGUGUUUAUCAGGGAGGCGGAGUCUGUAUCAACUGUCAACAAAACACCGCUGGCAUAAACUGUGAAACCUGCGCUGCCGGAUACUACAGACCUGCUGAGGUUUCUCCAUAUUCAGACUCUCCGUGUGUCGAGUGUAACUGCAAUCUGAGAGGAUCGAAGUCUUCAGUCUGCAGCAGAGACGACACACAGCCAGGUCAGUGUGUGUGUCAGGAGGGUUUUGCAGGUCGACAGUGUGAUCGUUGUGCGUUUGGAUUCAGAGACUUUCCUCUCUGUGCUCGAUGUGAGUGUAACCUGUCCGGCAGCAUCAACACCGACCCCUGCAGGACCUGCACCUGCAAGGUGAACGUGAUGGGAGCUCACUGUGACCUGUGCAAACCAGGUUUCUACAACCUGCAGAAGAAUAAUCCACGUGGCUGCACUGAUUGUUUCUGCUUUGGUGUGUCUGACGUAUGCGAGAGCUCCACCUGGUCCACAGAACAGGUGCUUCAGACAGAUGCUUGGCUCCGCCCCUCUCAGUCCCUCCACACAACACCUGUCAUCCAUGGCAACGACCUCCCUAUCCCCAGCAACACUUCUUCCGGCCACACCCACCAACAUGUGCUGUCGUGGGCAGCGCCUGACACUUUCCUUGGCAACAAGUUGGUUUCCUAUGGAGGUUUUCUGAACUACUCUGUGCUUUACGACAUCCCAUUGGACAAUGAAGACCAUUCCCUGCCUGCCCACUCUGACAUCAUCGUUGAGGGAAACGGUCGUGCUCUUCGCCUGUCACCUCCUCUGGUUCUCUUCCUCUCUCCAUUGGCUGAGCGCUCAGUUGCCAUGGAGAUGGCUGGGAGACACUUCCUGGAUGUUCAGACUGGUGUUCACGUUACCCGUGAUGAUGUGCUGUCAGUCCUUGCUAAUGUGACAUCACUGAGGGUCAGAGUUCACCUGAACGCCUCUGUUGACGGACAGAUACGUCUCAGUUCUGUGUCUCUGGACUUUGCUGACUCUGGUUCAGUCUCUGGCAUUCAGGCGGUUGGUGUGGAGAUGUGUGAAUGUCCAUGGGGUUAUAGCGGCACUUCUUGUGAGCUGUGUCUCCCAGGUUUCUACAGGGUGGGAGGAGUUUUAUUUGGAGGAAACUGUAUGCAGUGUGAGUGUUACGACCACGCCACAGAGUGCGACAUCAAUGGGGUUUGUCUGGGUUGUACCCAUAACACCACUGGUCCUCAUUGCAAUCAGUGUCUUCCUGGUUUCUAUGGUGAUGCCACAGAGGGGACAGCAGAUGACUGUCGGUUGUGUCCAUGUCCUCUGACAGAGGCGUCCAACAGUUUCAGUCCCACUUGUGUGCUGGAGCCGUCCGGCCAGGUGUCAUGUGACCGGUGUCAGGAAGGGUACACGGGAACCAACUGUGAGAGAUGUGCCAGUGGUUUCUAUGGUAACCCACAAGUAAUGGGCGGAACAUGUGUUCACUGUGAGUGUCACGGCAAUGUGAACGUCAGCGAAGCGGGGCACUGUGACAUCAUCACUGGCGAGUGUCUGCGUUGCCUUGGUAAUACUGCUGGGAGACAGUGUGAGGUCUGCCAACCAGGAUACUAUGGAGACGCGGUGUACGCCAAGGACUGUCAGGAGUGUGGCUGUGAUGACAGAGGCACCAUCUCCAGUGUGUGUGAUGUCACAACAGGUCAGUGUUCGUGCACAGAGAACGUGACGGGACGCACCUGUGACCGCUGCCAGACGGGGUUCUUCGGGCUGCAGAGUGGGCGAGGCUGUGAAGUCUGUGGCUGUAACCAAUCAGGAUCUCUAUCUAAGUCAUGUGAUGAGGAGGGGCAGUGCCAGUGUGUGGAGGGCGUGGCUGGAGAGAAGUGUGACCGCUGUAGCCAUGGUUACUAUGGUUUCGAUGCCGACGGCUGCACAGCAUGCACUUGUGAUCACACUGGAGGGAACUGUGACCCUGAGACUGGUGUGUGCAUCUGCCCUGCCCACACUGAGGGAGACAGCUGCGACAGGUGUGAGACAGGCUACUGGGGUCAUGACCCCACAACUGGCUGCAAGCCGUGCAGCUGCAGUGCAGCAGGAAGCUCCACUCAUCAGUGUGCUCUAACCAAUGGGCAGUGUCCGUGCAGAGCGGGGUUCUCAGGAAAGUCAUGUGACCUGUGUGCGCCUGGUUACCAUGGUUACCCGGCAUGCUUAGCGUGUGGCUGUGACCAGGCGGGAACAGACGAGAAGUUCUGCAACACAACGCUGCGAGUGUGUGACUGUCGAUACACAGGAGAGUGUGUGUGUAAGGUUGGCGUGACGGGCCGGCGCUGUGAGGAGUGUGUCUCAGGUUUUUUUGCUCUGUCACCUGAGAAUCCAGAUGGCUGCUCUCAGUGUUUCUGUUCAGGACACAGCAGAGACUGUGAGGAGCAGGGAGGACUCUACAAAGUACCUAUCACCUUGGCUCGCUCUCCUGCUCUCCUGUCAGUCGUCAGUCAGUCUCACCUGCAGGGUGUCGUAUCAGGAGUCUACCAGCAGGGUGGCGACAUGCUGCUCGACACUAGACAGCUGAAUAGCAGCAGGCUGGCCGGUCCGCUCUACUGGAGACUCCCCCCACAGUUCGAAGGACAACAGUUGUUGUCAUAUGGUGGUCUGCUGUCUUACAUCAUCACAUAUUAUGCGGAGGAUGGUUCGGGUUUGUCCAAUCAGGAACCUCAAGUCCUGAUGAGGGGCGGGAGCCUGAGGAAACUGGUGAUAUACACUGACAUGGUUGCCCCUAGCAAUGGCGUCAGGUCACAGCAUGUCAUUAGGAUGACAGAGCACAAGUGGAAGUAUUUUAACUCGGUGUUGGAGAAGUCAGUGAGUCACGCUGACUUCAUGUCAGUCCUCAGUAACAUUGAGUACAUCAUCAUCAAGGCAUCAUAUGGAACCAGACUGCAGCAGAGCAGAAUUUCCAACAUCACCAUGGAAACGGCAGUGGAGGCAGAGUUGGGGGAGGGGCUACAUGGCAAAGGGGGCGUGGCCAGAUUUAUUGAGUCCUGCGUCUGUCCACCUGGAUACACAGGACUGUCCUGUCAGGAGUGUGCGACAGGUUUUUUCCGUCAGCCGUUGUCUGAGUUGUCGUCUCAGAGUCAGAAGACUCAGUUUGUUCGUCCAUGUGUUCAAUGUCGUUGCAGCAACCACAGUGAAAGCUGUGACGUGGAGACUGGCGAGUGUCAGGGCUGUCAGCAUCACACCAGUGGGCGGAGCUGCGAGCUAUGUGCCCCGGGGUAUUAUGGGAAUGUUGAGGGUUCAAUCAGUGACUGUUCGCUGUGUGCCUGCCCCCUACGGGACAACAGUUUCAGCCCCACAUGUGUGUCGGAGGGAGCGCUCGGUGACUUCCGCUGCACCGCCUGUCAGACCGGAUACGAGGGGCGAUAUUGUGAGAGGUGUUCUGUUGGUUACUACGGUAACCCAUCGUCGCCAGGCGGGGUGUGUUCAUCAUGUAACUGCAGCAGCUGGGGCUCACUGCGGCCGCUUUGUGAUGCUCUGAGUGGGCAGUGUGAGUGUAAGGCUGGGGUCAAAGGUCAGUCAUGUGACCAGUGUGACAAGAAGCACAUCCUGCAAGGAGGAGAGUGUGUAUCGUGUGAUGAUGAGUGUACUGGCAUUCUGUUGGACGACCUGGAAAAAAUACACAACCACUUCCUGUCUGUCAACCUGAGCAGCAUUGCCAUGGCGCCAUACCGUCAGCUGGUGUUGCUAGAGAACCGGACCCAAGACAUCCAGGUGAUGUUGUCAGAAAACAGCUCCGUCACUCUGCGUCUGUCUAGAGUGGAAGACGAGCUGAAUCAUGUGACCUCUGACCUCAGCGCGGUGCUGCAGCAGGUCACCCAUCUAUCUGAUGAACUGGAGAAAGUGGGUGUGUCCACCAAGGAUAGUGUUUCCCAGUGUGCGCUGCUGCUGGAGACCAUCAGUGUCCUUCAGAACAACAUUUGGGUGCUUCAGAGGGAGGCAGUGCAGUUGAACCAGACCACAGAAGAAGAGCUCAGUUCAGCCAAUGAGACGCUUCUGCUGGAGGAGGUGGAGUCUAUGUUGGAAACCAUCAGAGCUGUCAACCUAACAGCCGCUGAAGCUGCAGCCAAUCAGGAGUUCAGUCUCGCAGAGUCUCUCACCAAAUUCCUGCAGAUGGACUUCUUGUCCAGCAGGGUGGCGGUUGAUGAUAGGCUCCGCCCCCUGUCUGCCUCCCUCAAUAUUGGCAUGAAAAAGCUGCAGCACACACACAUGCAGCUGAGCGACGCUGCAAAACUAAAUACACAAGCACAUACUUUGCUGGAAGCCGCACACACACUGCUACACCACUACCAGUCUGUCCGUCAGAACCUGUCUGUCUCCAGUUUCUCUGUGGACGCACUGAUAGAGGACAGUCAGCUGCUGCUGGACAACACCGUCAGCCUGAUGGAGGAGAUGUCAAACACCACCUCACAGGUGGAGGUGAUCAGCGGUCAGUUGGAUCAGUGGCGCCCCCUGCUGAGGAAACAGGUGGAUGGUUUGGUCGUUGGACUAAAGAUGACGGACGCUCUGGAGAAUGUUUACCGUGCAGAAAGCCACACCCACCUGCUACAGAGCCACGCCCUCUCCCUGCACAGCUCUCUGUCGUCGGUGUGUAAUGUGUCUCAGAACGGCAGCCGAUUGGUUCAGCUUGACAGUGACAUUACAGACCGGGUUGAUGCCGCCCAGCAGGUCGCCUCAAUCGCCCACACCUCUGCCUCCCUCGCUCUCAACAUGACUGUCCACUCAGAUCAGCCGUUGUCGGAGGAGGGCGGAGCCAAACUGCACAUCAGCUCAGCUGUUUUAGAAGAAAGUCGAAGAAUCAUUGAAGCGGCUGAAGACCUGCAGCUUAAUGUCUCCAUGGUAACCAGCAGACUGGGGCUGGUCAGAGAGAGAGUUCAAAACUUCAGCCUCCUUCUCCAUCAGCCAAUCAAAGAGCUGCACAUCCUUUCUUACGGUUCGUCCUCGCCCUUGCAGCAGGUUCAGCUUCAGGCCGCAGCAGCUCGCUCUGGCCUGCAGGAGGCGCUGCAGCAGCUGCACACACUUACACAGCAGCUGAACAAUUCUUCUUCUGUGGUGGAAAACACCAACAACACAGUGAGAGAGACCAACCAGCUGGUGACUCACACACACACUGCAGCAAAUGAGGCGCAGCGUAAACUGGAGGAGGUGGAGAAUCGCACAGAGCGUCUCAUGGAGCGGAUAAAGCCGCUGAGCAUGCUGGGAGAAACACUGAGCAGGAAUCUGUCUGACAUCAGAGAAUUGAUUGAUCAGGCCAGGAGACAGGCUGCCUCGAUUAAGGUGGCGGUGCAGGCGGACAGAGACUGUGUUCGAUCCUACAGACCGCAGACUGAGUCAAGUAACUUCAACAGCCUGAGUCUCAUCCUGAAGACAACGAGUCGAGACAACCUGCUGUUCUACCUGGGCAGCAACACCACGGUGGACUUCCUGGCUGUAGAGAUGUAUGAUGGGAAGGUGUCUCUGCUGUGGGAUGUGGGCUCAGGCAGAACCAGACUGGACUUUCCCGGACUGGACAUCACCAACAACAGAUGGACCAGAAUCAACGCUACGCGGUUCGGGGCCCAUGGGUCUCUGUCGGUCCACCAGCUGGAGUCAGAGAUGGCUCCAUUGCCAGCGGUGACAGCAACAUCACCAGGACAGUCCAGAGUUUUAGACAUCGACAGAAACUCAGUGAUCUACAUCGGAGGACUGGGAGUUCAGAGCCACACAUCGCUGCGGUCCUCCACCUUCCAGGGCUGUCUGGGUGAGGCAUCGCUCAACGAGAGAAACAUCGGACUGUGGAACUACGAUAGCAGAGAGGGAGAGUGUGGAGGCUGCUUCAGCAGUCCCCAGGCGGAGGAGACCUCCUUCCACUUUGAUGGGUCUGGAUUCUCGUUGGUUCAGAAGUCUCUGCGAGCGACCUCGACCUCCAUUGUCCUGCUGUUUAAAACUCUGUCGCCAGGCGGGUUACUGCUGUAUCUGGCUUCCAACAACACUAGGGACUUCCUGUCGAUGGAGUUGGUGGACGGGCGUGUUCGUCUGACCUUUGACCUCGGCUCAGGUGCUCUGAUCCUGACAUCCAACAAGAAGUACAACACCGGAGUGUGGUACAAGAUCACGCUGCAGAGGAGCAAACGCAAAGGUUACAUGUCCAUCAUGGCAGCUGACCAGUCAUCAGAGAAGGAGGUGUUGGAGGCAGAGUCUCCCGGAACGGCCUCCGACUUGAACCGCUCCGACCUUGACCCCAUCUACAUUGGAGGACUACCUGCUUCCAGGCCAAUCAGGCGGCAGGUGGUCUCCAGGUCAUAUGUGGGCUGUAUAAAGAAUGUGGAGAUUGCUCGGUCCAACUUCGACCUUCUGAGAGACGCAUUCGGAGUCCGGAAGGGCUGCAUACUGGAGGCGGUGCGGAGCGUGUCGCUGUUGGCCGGAGGCUUCGUUCAGAUCGCCCCUCGAUCACUUGGUCAGGAGGUGGAGCUUCUCUUCUCCUUCACCACCAAUAACCAAUCAGGAGUCCUGUUGGCUGCUCUCAGUGAUGACCUCACACAGAGACAGCACUUCCUAUCUGUCCACCUGGUCUCAGGUUGGGUGGAGGCAGAGCUUGGUGAGAUGGGUGGGGCCUCCCGGAGAGUGAUGGUGGUAAAACCUGACAGAGCAUCCUUCAGUGAUGGAAAAACUCACUCUGUGAUCAUCACCAUCAACAGGAAGUCUCUGUCCGUGCAGGUGGAUGAAGAACACCUGAAGUCCGUCUCUCUGUUGCCGGGUGGAUUUUCUCGUUUGUCUCCAGCGUCUUUCUUCAUUGGUGGGCUGCCAUCAGGGGAGGAGUCUCGUCUGCCAAUCAGAUUACAGGAAAUGUCCCGGUGGUUCAGAGGCUGCAUUCAGCACCUGGUGGUGGGAAGAGCGCUCAUUGACCUAUCAGGAGCUGUGAGAUAUGAGGGGGCGGAUCUUGACAGCUGCCUAUUGGAGAAGAGAGUAAUGGGGGCAGUGCUCCCUGAUGAUCAGGAUGUAGAACCAACCCAUGACCCUGCCCACCUGCCUGUAGCACAGCCCACACACCUGAGUGCCCUGACACCUGGAGCACUGAUGUGUGAGUCGGAGAUGGAGCCGACCUUCCUGCCUUCAACGGCUCAGUUUGGGUCAUCCAAACACAGUCACAUGACCUUCAUGAUCAACCCCAACACUGUCCGGAGGAGUGUGUCGUUGAGGUUGUCGGUUCGAAGCCGAGCUCAGGGCGGGCUCAUCCUCCUCCUCACCGACUCCAAACAGAUGGACUUCAUCGUCCUCCGACUGACGGGUGGCAGACUGAUGAUGUCAGCUGACUUGGGGAAGGGCCCCGCUUCCAUCACCUCGUCUGUCGCCAUUAAUGACGGAGAGUGGCACACUGUGAGCGCUGAGGUCAGCCGGCGGUCACUAUCGGUGAAGGUCGACGGGUCGAGUCCGGACUCUGUGUCAGUUAAAGGAAACCAGCUGGAUGUGGAUGAGAGACUUUACCUGGGAGGACUGCCGCAUACGCUCACCACCCGCAGGAUCAAUGUGAGCAGCAGUUUUCCAGGCUGUGUUCGUUCUGUCAGUCUGAAUGGAGCCAUGUUAGAUCUCUCCAAGCCGGCCUCACAGCAUGAUGUCACUUCCUGUUUCACCAAUGACCAGACAGGAAGUUACUUUAACGGCAGUGGAUACGCCGUCCUGCUGCGUGAUGGUUAUAAGGUCGGCUCUGAUGUGUCAGUGUCUCUGGAGUUUCGUUCGAGCCAAUCAGAAGGGGUUUUUCUGGGAAUCAGCAGUGCGAAGGUCGAUGCCAUCGGACUGGAGAUGAUCAACGGACAGGUGGUGUUUAAUGUGAAUAAUGGGGCGGGGCGAGUGUCGGUGCGUUCGAUGGGUCAGUUGUUGUGUGAUGGACAUUGGCACCGCCUGCUGGCCAGAAAGACCAAACAUGCCUUGAGUCUGAGUGUAGAUGGGCGGAGUUACACUACCCCCAACCCUUACCCACAAUCCACCUCUGCUGAGACAAACAACCCUGUUUACCUGGGAGGAUAUCCAGCUGGCGUGAAGCAGAACUGCCUGUCGAUCAGCUCCCGGUUCAGAGGUUGUCUGAGGAAGCUGCAGCUCAUUAAAUCUCACCUGAGUGAUGCUCUGGAAUUUAGCUCCGCCCACUUCCUGUUGGGCGUCACUCCUAACUCAUGUCCUGUUGCUUAGCAACACCCAGACCUUCUCUGAUUGGUCCACAGAUCGGACAGAGACUGGUUAAUGUCUAGAGUUUUUAGAAGCAGCUGAUUAGAUGUAGAAUCUAAACUUUGAUCAGUUUCUACUUUAAUCAAUAAAGAUGAUUAGAUCUGA